Molecule: messenger RNA, 249 nt
Organism: Peniophora sp. CBMAI 1063
Lineage: Eukaryota; Fungi; Basidiomycota; Agaricomycetes; Russulales; Peniophoraceae
Source: the annotation of a GenBank genome assembly
AUGCUCAAAACCAUCGACUGGAUGCUUGAAGAAUCCGAUACCUUACUAUGCUUGCCGUCGCUCAUGGCACUCACGCCGAUUGGACGCAGAGGGAUGCCCCUUCCCGACAUCUCUUUGUUAUCUAUGGCUUUGAUCUUAUUAAUCCCGUAUACCCUCCUCUCUGAGACGAUAUCUUCAACAGAUCGUCGGAAAGCACAUCCGUCUCAUUUCAUCUCAGCCAUCCCAUCAAGUGCCCAUUCAAAGCAAUAG